CGCCCACAAACAACCAAAAUCAACAUUCAAUUCACACCGCAACCAUCACUCAGACAACCCCCAACGUCAAACCUCCAUUUCGAGUUUAAAUCUCCGGAAAAGCUCAGCAUGCCCCCCAAGAAAAAGGGUAAAGGUAAAGGGGGUGUCGGCAACAUCAUCGAUGGCGUCGACACCACCUCCAUGACCCGAGAGCAGCUCGAGGUUUUCUGCCACCGAAUCAAGGAAGAGAAUGAACGCGAAAGAGAAGAAAGGAACUUCUUCCAGUUGGAAAGGGACAAACUGCGCACUUUCUGGGAAAUCACGAAGAACGAGCUGGAGGAGGCGAGGGCGAAAUUGAGGAAUAAAGAUCGGCAGAUUGAAGAAGCCGCCGAGAAGAAUGAAGACGAGUUGAAGUUCUAUAAGCAGAAAGUGAAGCAUUUGCAGUACGAACACCAGAAUAGUUUGACGGAAUGUAAGGCGGAGGCGCUGGUGUCGCUGAAGAUGGCGCAAGAUGACCAUACGGAGCAGGAGAGGGAGCUGUUGAAGGAUAAGAGGGAUUUGAAGGCGCAGAUUAGGGAGCAGGAGAUGACGCAUCAGGACCAAACUAAGUCGCUGAAACUGCAACACAGCGAAGAAAUCAGCAACAUUCGCACCCAGUUCGAGCAAAAAGAGAAAGAGCUCGAACUCAAAUACGAAAAAAAGUUCGCCGAUUUGAAACAAGAGCUCAACACGAAACACACCAUGGAAAUGUCCGAACUCGAGGAGCGCAAGAACGACCAAAUCACCGACCUCACCAAACACCACGAGAAAGUCUUCAACGAAAUGAAAAACUAUUACAACGACAUCACUUUGAAUAAUUUGGCACUAAUAAGCAGUUUGAAAGAUCAGAUGGAGGUACUUCGGAAGCAGAACGAGCGGAUGAGCAAGCAGGUGUCGGACAUCACGGCGGAGAACAAGAAGCUGAAGGAGCCGCUGCACCAGGCCUUGCAAGACGUCACCGAGUACAAGAGGCAACUAGAGCAUUACGAGAAGGAUAAAUUAGCAUUGGCGAAUACGAAAGCCAAGUUGGGGGCCACGAAGCAGGAACUGGACGAUUUGAAGUGGGCGAAUGACGCUCUGCAGCUACGGUUCGAAAAAUUGGAAGCGGAGAAGGAUGAGUUGAGCUCGCGGUUCGUCGACGCGGUUCUCGAGGUUCAACAAAAAACGGGGCAGAAGAAUAUUCUUUUGCAGAAACGGCUGCAGACUUUGACGAAAGUUGCGGAGUUCAGGGAUGUUAUCAUUGGGGAGAUGAGGCUGAUGACGGGGAUUGAGACCGACGCUACCACUAAUACCAAUCUCGAGAAACUUUUAGCGAAGAAAAAUGGGAUUAUUCAUGAUCUGCAGUACGAGCUGGCUCGAGUGUGUAAAGCACACGAUGACCUUUUGGAUACUUAUGAGGAUAAGCUGCAGCAGUACGGGAUUCCGAAGUCGGAGUUAGGGUUUGUCCCGCUGAGGAUCCUGCAGGAUGGGCAAGGAGGGCUGGCUAAAAGUCCGGCGGGACUUGUAACGAAAAAUCGAUGAAUAAAGA
Molecule: messenger RNA, 1546 nt
Organism: Zophobas morio
Lineage: Eukaryota; Metazoa; Arthropoda; Insecta; Coleoptera; Tenebrionidae
Gene: Gas8
Product: dynein regulatory complex subunit 4
Exons: 10
Coding region: 109-1539 (476 amino acids)
Biological process (GO): cell motility
Cellular component (GO): microtubule; Golgi apparatus; motile cilium
Molecular function (GO): small GTPase binding; microtubule binding
Source: RefSeq, a predicted model, not a curated record